GGCGCUGUGUUGCCAAUCUCACCCGGUUAAAUCAACUUAUUCCUGACGUCCUCGUGUACUUUUAUCACCCGUUCCAGCUUUCCCUCCUCAAAGUUCUUCAUCAUUGUCUUCAACUAUGGCGUCAUUCGGAAUCUGGACGUCGCGGCUUUCCAAAUGCUCCAUUGUGAGCGUUGCAAAUUCACUGAACGACAUCCAGAAACGGGAAACGCGCUCUUUAGCACCAGGCUGGUCUGCAAGUCACCAGUGUUUGAAAAAGAAGGUAGUGACCUAAAGGAUAGGACCGAUCAACAUGAAGGAGAAUGCUUGCGUCGAGACCGAUCAGUCGAAUAAGUUAAGGAGCCUUGCUGGCUACUUACUGUCAGAUUAUCGAGACUGUAACUCUUUCGUACCUUCCCCGAUAGCCCAAACAAUAUUGGUGGUAUUAUCGCUCCAUACGGCGGAGUUGACGAAGCAAUUGAGACAGGCUAGCCCAAACCACACCAUAAAUACUCACUUCGGACAUGCAAAGACAACCGAAUGAGGAGGAGGAGGAAUGCGAUAAGUGUGAACGCGGGGGACGAAGCGAUGACCGCAGCAUAUAUGCUAUCCAAAGGGAAUCUGGAGUGAAGAAUGGAGAUAAUGCAUAGUUUAAUGGGAUGAAAGUCGAAAUUCAACUUAGUCCAAAGUACUUGAGGUCGAAACUUACGAUAUUCUACACAUUGUCGCCCGGUGUUCCGAUAUAUCGUGUAUUCCAACUUAGUGAUUAUCUCCUAUGCCAGUGACGACUGUGCACAAAAACCGCUAAAGCAAUUAAUA
Molecule: messenger RNA, 795 nt
Organism: Serpula lacrymans var. lacrymans S7.9
Lineage: Eukaryota; Fungi; Basidiomycota; Agaricomycetes; Boletales; Serpulaceae
Exons: 4
Coding region: 290-520 (76 amino acids)
Source: RefSeq, a predicted model, not a curated record